Molecule: messenger RNA, 1392 nt
Organism: Ananas comosus (pineapple)
Lineage: Eukaryota; Viridiplantae; Streptophyta; Magnoliopsida; Poales; Bromeliaceae
Product: putative 12-oxophytodienoate reductase 11
Exons: 4
Coding region: 120-1208 (362 amino acids)
Molecular function (GO): FMN binding; oxidoreductase activity
Source: RefSeq, a predicted model, not a curated record
CGAAAAGUAAGAGAGCAAAAAUAAAAUAAAAUAAAAAAGCAAGAGAGCAUAAGAGAGUGAAUAGAAGAAGGAAAGGAGAGAGAAGAAGGGAAAUCAUACUUAGAUUUUAAAGAUCAAGGAUGGAUACACUUCCUCUUCUAACUCCACACAAGAUGGGGAAAUUUGAUCUCUCCCACAGGAUUGUUCUGGCUCCAUUAACAAGAACAAGAUCCUAUGGAAAUGUUCCCCAGCCACAUGCCAUUUUGUACUACUCUCAAAGGGCAACAAAGGGGGGGCUUCUAAUUGCUGAGGCCACAGGGCUCUCAGACACUGCGCAGGGAUAUCCUGAUACUCCUGGUAUAUGGACUAAGAAGCAGGUGGAGGCAUGGAAACCCAUUGUGGAUGCUGUGCACAAAAAGGGUGGUGUCUUCUUUUGCCAAAUUUGGCAUGCUGGGAGGGCCUCCACUUAUGAUUUACAACCUAAUGGACAAGCACCAAUCUCAAGCACGGAUAAGCCAGUGACACCUCAAACAAUGCCCGGGGGUUAUGUUAUGACUUACGCUAAUCCUCGGCGAUUAGGAACCUGUGAGAUUCCUCAUGUCGUCAACGAUUAUAGAGUUGCUGCAAAAAAUGCCAUUGAAGCAGGCUUUGAUGGGGUCGAAAUUCAUGGAUACCUACUGGAGCAAUUCAUGAUGGACAACGCGAACGACCGAACAGAUGAGUACGGGGGGAGCCUCGAGAACCGGUGCCGCUUUGCGCUGGAGAUCGUUGAAGCGGUCAUCGACGAGAUCGGAGCUGAUCGGGUCGGAAUGAGGCUGCAGCCCUUUUCCGACCAAUUAGAUUGUUGGGAUUCUGAUCCGGAAGCCGUAGGGCUCUACAUGGUCAAAUCGCUAAACAAGUAUAACAUUCUGUACUGCAACACGGUUGAGCCAAGAAUGGCAACUACGGAGGUGCGGCAACAAACCCCUCAUAGGCUUCUUCCCAUGAGGAAAGCUUUUAAUGGAACUUUUAUUGCCGCGGGAGGAUACGAUAGGGAGGAAGGGAACAAAGCGGUGGGCGAAGGUUAUACCGAUCUCGUGGCUUACGGACGUUGGUUCUUGGCUAAUCCUGACUUGCCAAAGCGAUUCGAGCUCAAUGCGCCAUUGAAUACGUAUGACAGGCGCACUUUUUAUGGUUCCGAUCCGGCUGUCGGAUACACAGACUACCCAUUUCUCGAUUCUUCUGAUUGAGAUUCUCUAGCCGGCCCUGUUAAUGUAUGAAAUAUGUGAUAUAGGAGAGCUGAAGAAAUUAAUUUUGAGGGAUCAAAAUCUUUAUUCUCACCUUGAAUUCUCUACUGUGCUGUAUUCGAAGUCGAAUUCUUUACUUACAAUUUUGAUACAUGAUCCCUUGAUUUACACGUUGCAAUAUUAGUUA